CCAACUUCAAUAUUUCCAUCUUAGAUGAAUAAAGGGAAUUGGCUCCUUAAGUAGGAAAGUAUUCUUCGCUAUGCCAGGAUCAGUAUUGAAAAGGCAAUGGUACCGAAAAACCAAAGAGAUAUUUAGUUUGCCUCAUAUGUCACGCGCUAAAAAAGUUCUAGCUUAUAAAAUAUUUUUAAGACCAAUGUUAGUUUACCAAUGGUUCACAGUGCAACCAUCACAGCUUAAAGUUUUAGAAAUUAAAGCUCUUCGUCAAAUAUUUGGUAAUUUGUGUGAGCACCGUUUGUAUGAAAAGUAUACUGACAUUGAUGUAGUGAGUUACAUGAAACUGCAAGGAAUUAAAUGGCAAAAAGUUACUGGAUCUCCUAUAAGAAACGUUAGAAGGAUGCUUUAUGCAGUUUCGAAAUUGUCUGAUGACCCCACAUAUUAUUUUACAAAUACAAGACUGUUUUGUAGUCAGUCCGAUGAAGAAACUGAUCUACCAGGUAACGAAAAGCAUUGUAACGAAAUAACAAAAGAUAGAAGACAGCUAAGAAGAAGUUUGCGUUUAGCUGUGAAAGAUAACAAAUAGAAUAUACUAUAUUAGUAGAGCAGCAAAAAGCGGAUGAUACAGCGUAUGAGUGAUAUACGAAAAAGAUAUACAUUGAUAAACAUACUCUAAGUCACAGUAGGUUCGGACUACGAGUAGCCUGUUAUUAGAGCCGCCGUACAAUAGCAUUAAAUAUUGUGUCAAAAGCUGUGAUAUGAAAUACUGGGUACUGGUCUAUUUUUCCCACUUCAUUUUUUAUCGGAGACAAACUCUUAAAAUAAUAUAAGCAUACUCAGCUUAAAUAAAAAUGGGAAUAAAAUAACUGAUUUUCAUAUAUUUUAAAAAGUUUUUUUAUGGAAUAACAAGAAUUAGGAUUACUCAGAUGUUUAAUGUGUUAGAUGCAGUUUCAAUAAACGUUGUCAAGAAUGUAAAAUCAUAUACAGUGCCUU
This is a messenger RNA of Diatraea saccharalis (sugarcane borer), 978 nucleotides long. The record is from the annotation of a GenBank genome assembly. Lineage: Eukaryota; Metazoa; Arthropoda; Insecta; Lepidoptera; Crambidae.